This is a messenger RNA of Haliotis rufescens (red abalone), 999 nucleotides long. RefSeq lists its product as uncharacterized. The record is from RefSeq and is a predicted model, not a curated record. NCBI's taxonomy places the organism in Eukaryota, Metazoa, Mollusca, Gastropoda, Lepetellida, Haliotidae. The coding region runs from base 185 to 892 and encodes 235 amino acids. The transcript has 5 exons.
AGACUUUGACCCAAAGUUUGAAUGCGCGCAUUUUGUAUCAAUGCCAAUGUCUCAAGAAUAGUUUAUCAAAACUGGAAAAUACGAAUUCCAUGCCUCCUAACAAUGAUGCCCUCGGGUCUUUUCACAUUACUGUCGGGUCCGACUUUAUUAUCCUGGUGUUCUACUUGAAAGAGGCUACUGCACAAUGUCAGUAAAGGAAUCAUUAACGAGCUUUAUGGGUGGAACCAUUCUCAGUUACUUUGUUGACGUUAGUAAAUGUCAUCAAUACUUGGAUCCCAGCGUAAACGUGACGUCAUUCUAUGGGAGAGAAACGGACGCCUAUAUAAUCUAUUUCAACCAAACAAGCUGGCAUUUCUAUCUAUCAACUGAGAAUUACAUUGACGGGAAGCAAUUUAAUCUCUCAACACCCGUCAUUCGAUUGCUGGGAACCUAUAUUACUCCAUCUGGAAAUGUAACUGUCAAUGUUAUUGACCUUGGCCCUGAUGGAUCUCAACUCUCCAGCGGUUUUAUGGAGUGUCCAGGCAACGAAGAAAAGCCAGGUAUUGAAUUAUUAGCAGGGCAGCGGAAUAAAACCUCACUGGCAACGGUAGCAUCAAUUAAGACAGCUUUACACACCGGGGUUGAGCUGUCCUACUCAGCCAACUUCAGCGACUGCAUGUUAUCGAGACUCAGUGAACCUGUUGCUGUUUUGAUCAUCGGGGGUGUCAUCAAAGAGAUUGAAGAAGACGGUCGUGGUGGUUAUACCUUCAGUCAAAUGACACUUCCAGAAGGGUCGGCUUUAUUAGUCAAAAUCCUGAUACAGGAAACAGGGACGGUCGUGGGAAUAAUUAGUGGAAUAUCCCACCACUGGAUUUGUACACUUGGAAAGACAUUCAAAAUAUACGCUCAUUAAACGGUUUUAAUUUGUUUGGUCGCCAAAGAUACAUGUGGACAUACACAUGCAUCCUCACUAGAAAUGUUAUGUACCAACGGAAAAAAAUAACUGUGCUUCAUAUAAUG